Molecule: messenger RNA, 1215 nt
Organism: Diaporthe batatas
Lineage: Eukaryota; Fungi; Ascomycota; Sordariomycetes; Diaporthales; Diaporthaceae
Exons: 3
Coding region: 1-1215 (404 amino acids)
Biological process (GO): protein phosphorylation
Cellular component (GO): membrane; intracellular membrane-bounded organelle
Molecular function (GO): protein kinase activity; ATP binding; heme binding
Source: RefSeq, a predicted model, not a curated record
AUGUCGGCCCAGUACUCCGUAGCAGACGUCGCCAAGCACAAGGACGAGAGCAACGGCAUGUGGAUCAUCGUCGACAACGGCGUCUACGACAUCACAAACUUCCUCGAUGAGCACCCGGGCGGCCCCAAGAUCCUCAAGAGGAUGGCCGGCAAGGACUCGUCCAAGCAGUUCUGGAAGUACCACAACGAGAGGGUCCUCGAGAAGUACGGCGACAAGCUCAAGGUCGGCACCGUCAAGGAGCAGGCCAAGCUCAAGGAAGUUUUCCGUCUUCGUGCCGAGUAUGAGGAACGUCUCUUGGCCACGAAUCUUGGCCCUCCCCGUGGCAAAUCACUUCUCGACGUCGACGUCCAUCUUGGCGACAAGUCUUGUAUGACUCGCUGGUACGACGACGGCACAGAGCGUGGUCAGUGUGUUCGCAUCUUCGAUGUGCCGGAUACUCUUUCGGGUGACAUUUUACGUCUCUAUCACGACUUGCCUAGCCUGUCAGGCCACUUUGAGAUUGAUGGGGAUGAUAUACGUCCGCUGAACUCCUUUUUGGAGCCCCCGGAGCCCAUAGAUGACGACUCCGAGGACGUGAGUGAUGCUGUGUCCAAGCUACCCUUCGUCUCUGUCGACCCAGCGAAGCACUUUGUCAAGAAGUGCAAGUACCGAAGCGAAAUAGAGAAUCUCAUCAAGUGCCAGGGCGGCUCUGUACCAGGCCAUCCACUAUCUCCGAACAUCAUCCAGCUUCUUGGCAGGUCCGCUGAUGGUGAGCUGGUCUUCGAGAAGCUGUCGUCUUGUGCGCACAUUCUCCAUCGCUUCUCCUCGCUGGCCGUCUACAAGAGCUGGGUGCUACAGCUGAUCGAUGCCUUGGACUGCCUGCACUCCCUCGGCAUCGUUCAUCGGGACUUACGAAUCGCCAAUCUUCUCUUCUCAGAUGACGGAGUGCGCCUGAUUGUCUGCGAUCUCGAAAGCCGCUUGGGAGAGCGGAGGGCCCCCGAGGUUGCCUUCCAGGGUGGCCUCGAGGACUCGGGGUGGACCCCCAAAUCCGACAUCUUCGACAUUGGGAAUUGCAUCAAGAGCAUGGUCUACGCAAAUCACCCAUACACAGAGUUUGUUGAAUGGCCUGUCCCAUCUCCGCUCCAGGCUAUAGUUGAAGCGUGCAUGCGUCCCACGCCGGAGGAGCGUCCGACCCUGAGCGACCUGCGUCUCAUGGUGGGAGAAAUUCAGGCGUGA